Molecule: messenger RNA, 10738 nt
Organism: Colias croceus (clouded yellow)
Lineage: Eukaryota; Metazoa; Arthropoda; Insecta; Lepidoptera; Pieridae
Gene: unc80
Product: protein unc-80 homolog
Exons: 68
Coding region: 148-10353 (3401 amino acids)
Biological process (GO): monoatomic cation homeostasis
Cellular component (GO): cation channel complex; axon
Molecular function (GO): monoatomic cation channel activity
Source: RefSeq, a predicted model, not a curated record
UGCGCUUGUUUCUCCUUCGCCGUCCUUGUUACUGAAAAGUGGUUCAGAUAUGUAAACAGCGACAUACGUGGUAAUUUGUGAUAAUAUUUCCUAUUAUUCUCAAAUGUUUGUGGGUGAAGAGUAUGUAAGGGCUUUUGACCAACCGCAAUGAAAAUGAAAGAAAUGUCUGAAGAUGAUGCAUCAAACGAAGACAUUAUUCCAUAUGCAGUACAAAUAUUCUUGUGGCGACAAACCACCCCAUUUGUUCGGCCGAGGUUUGGAAAAGUCCACGAUGCAGCUUGCAUGUUCUGUCAACGAGCUCCUGGACACCACGAAUUGAAAGAAGCAUGUAAGUCUUUCGAAAAAGUAUUGGUGCAAAACUUGAGGUUUGGUUUGACGAGCAGCUUAACUGAGGCUAUAGAAACGAUUCCACGAUGGCGCCUUAUACAAGCUGCUUUGCCGCAUGUAAUGCAUUCAUUAGCUGCUAUACUUCACAACAGAGUAAAAGACAACAUGCAAUCAUUGGGAAAUGUAGAGACAAAACUGCUAUACACAUUGCAUUGGAUACUACUUGAUGCUUCUGAUGAAUGCGCUGAUAAUGAUUAUGAAAAUGGGAAAUUCUUCACAAACCCAUUUCACUAUCUAUUCUCUAUACCAGCUAUAACUCUAUUUGUUUACCUCUUUGCUCCAAUAUCUCAUCACUUAAAAGAAUCGGACUUUACAACAAACUAUAGAUUAGAGAAUGGGUUGAAAUUAUGGCAAGCUAUGUGGGAAUAUAGACACCCUGAUGCGGCAUGUUUCACCACACUUGUGAAACCUAAGCCUAAGCCCUUUAGUGGGAAAUACUCUAAGAGACCACAGCAUGGUGAUGUGUUUAUGGGACGAAAAUUCUCCAAAGAGGAAGGCAUAGUAAACGGCAGUCCUCCAAGCCAAAACGUAUCAAUAUCCCAAUCAGAUGCACCAUCAAAACAAGCUAGUACUGAGGAAGAGCCCUGGUUGUCCUCUCCCAAGGAUACUAUAUUCCCUGAGACUAUUCCGGAAGAGAGUUCUAGUACAGAGGAGGAACAUGUGUUUAUAUAUCGACUUCCGUCAGAACCAAAUUAUGGAGGGCCAAAUAAAGGCUCAUACACAGUAUAUGCAGCAGAUCCAAGCAUUUUCCAGAUACGAAAGCCAGAUACUCCAAAACCAUCUCUACCAGGAAUUAAACCACUCCCACAGAUUACUAAAAUGAGCUCAUCAGAUAAAGAAUCUUUAACAGACAGUGGUGGAGGUCCUGGCAUAAAAGGAACACCUACAUCUGUUGAGAAAUCUCCACCCCAUAAACAAGCUAAUGUGUCAGCUGCGACAAUUUUAGAUGUUGCAACCAUGAGAUGUUUAUUCGCAUUGCAAUGGCAAGAGGAGGGUGUUUAUUGGGCUCUUCAUUACUUAUACAAUCGAUUAAGAGAUAUAUGCGAUGACGUAUCCAAACAAACACAACCCAGAAAACGCAGUAAUUCUUUGCCUAUCCCCAAAAUUGAAGUCUCUGUCUAUCAGAGUUCCGAUCUCAAGGAAAGAGAAUCGUUAAAGAACUUUAUAGAAGUCCCAGAAACAAAGGAAAUGCCAGUCACAGAAGUACCAUUCGUACAUGGCCCCAAAAUCGACGAAGACAAUGUAAUGAUACGACGAGCGAGUGAAAAAAUAAAACGAAAAAUGAAAAUGUCCGACUUAAAGGCGUUCGUCGAAACGAAAUUGCUUUCCAAAUCUGAAAAAGCUUUGGAAAAAAUUGGCCAAGAUGAACAUAAAUUUAGUUUUCACACUGCAGUAAGAAUGAUAUCUGAGUACCAUAGAUCUCUAGACCAUACUGAAGAUAGGCCAAAUUCCGCUCUGGCUAGUAAUUUCCCUCCUCUUGGUUCAAGAUUGACUGGAGACAUGUUGCAAUGUAAUCUUAUAAAAGGGAAAAGUAUGCCGAGCCUUAGCUGUCUGAUUGACGAGCUAGCCUCUAACGGAUACAUCGGUGAAAUAAAAACUGAAAGGGCUCAGGGAAUACAAACGGCAACCACAUCUAAUAUGCAAAAAAAGAAAAAUCCAAUUAUAACAGUGACUGAACAUACUCCUACACCAUCGCCUGAUUACUUAUCCAAAACAAGACAAGGUUCCAUAGAAUCACAAAUGGAUUCCGUAAGCAUACAAGGUUCGCAACACAUACCAACUCCAGAACGUAAACCAAGCUUAACUAGGUCACAGACAGAUUCCAACAUUACAUACGUAUUAGAGGAAAUACAAGAAGCGCCGGGGUCAAUUAAUUAUAUUACAAAGGAAGGCGAAAUUGACCUACAAAUUGUGUUGAAGGCAGUGUAUUCCGUAUCAACAAUGGAUAGUUACUACAUAACAAUAAGGGUGAUGGAAGUAAUGCUGAAUUUAGUAGACACUCUCAUGGAGAUAGGAGUGCAUAAAAAUUGGCAGAUGGAUAAAACUCAAGACUCUCGGCCAGAAAAUAUUGAUCCUUUGGCUGAUUUCAAUAAAGAAAAGGAAAAUAAGGAAAGAGAAUCAGAGAUACGUUGUACGCAAAGUCAGGAGUCUACAAACGACGGGGAGAGUAAAGACAAGUCAAAAGACGAUGAGAAUUAUGAUUGUCCGUAUUAUAUGAUCAUGCAUAUUAUAUUGAGGCUCCUUCGCCAACUGGGUUGUUCACACGGGUGUACAACAUCCCUCCGCGGCCCUCAAGCGGAAUCCCUUCGUAUACAAGCCCGUAACUCAUUACGUCACUUGAGAUCGUCUUCAGUAAAUAAAUUCACGCAACGACUGAAGGAAAUGACAAAGUUUUCCCCGAUUCGCGAAGUGCUGGACAAUCUGCACGCUACUGUUGGAUUUUGUGCUGAACCAAGUAUGGUCUCGCCCUUAAGUCAACAAAAGCGUAAUACCAACAAAUCACCAGACCUAAACCACUUACAAGCGCAAUACGCUACUAAUUUUGGAGCGACACAAGGCGCCAACAAAACUAUAGAAUCCUUUGUGAUAGAGUCGGUACUAAGAGUUCUUGUGACCAGAUUCGCGCUAAUGAAUAAGGAGCUUAAAAUGUUGGAUAAUUCGGCUUUAUAUUCCGAAGUCAGAUUACUAUUAAGUUACGUGAGAGAAGCGCACGGUCAUGAAUUUCGGCUUGUAGCUUUAAGUGGACUUCUUGAUACCGCUGAGCGACCGGGAGUUCCACAAAAAGAAACUAACAUGCAAACAACUAGAGUUAUUAGGCACGGAUGGCGCGCAUCUGAAGAAGAUAAAGGGGAGGGGGGAGUUACAGGAGAAGCAAGUGGGGGAGAAGAGAAAUCCCAUAAGAAGUUCACGUUUAAGAAACGUAGCACGUCAUCUGCAGGAGCACAUAGUCUCCUGGAAACAGAAGGUGGAGACGAUUCAGCAAGUCAAUCGCCUUUGUCAGUUCGAACGAGACGAUAUCAGCUCACUCCAAGACAAUCUGAACGAACCAUACCUUCCAUUUCCUCAGUGGAUAUUACUCCUCACCAUAAGAUAUCACAUUGCAAGUCCAUACAAUCUAAAUUUCAUAUUAGCGGAAUAAUGAAUUGGUUUCGUCAAAAACCUACAUCUCAGCAUCCGUUGGGCCGAAAUGGCGGCGGUUCCGGUGAAUCUUUACCCAUAUCCGGUAGUAUGGCGUCUCUGGCCAGACCAUAUGCGUCUAAUAUACACGUCACACGACCCGUUCAUAUGAAACGAAGGAUGGGUUUUACUUUGAAUAGAGCAAGAAAAAGGGUAGAGGACAGAUUAAAUAGAUUCGGAUUGCGCAAAAUGGGGAAAAAAAGAGAUGGAAGUAUUGAAGAGACACCAGGUGGAUAUAUGUCUCGUCGCGGAUCAGCUGAAGGUGGUUCAGGGGGUGGUGACUCAGAAGUGGUUGUAUUGAAACGGCGCCGUUUAGUCGCUGCCGCACCACUAUACGCUGGCCUCGCGAGAUUCAGCUUUAUGUUAGAGGCUACACAACCCGGGGCUACACCAGAUGCGUUGUUUAUGGGAGCUUUGUUGGAUCUCCCUCACACAGUAGUAGUGGGCAGAGCGGCAAUUCUUCUCGAGUGUGCGCAAUUGGUUCACAACUGUAACAAGGGACAGUGGCCUUACUGGCUUAAAUCUAAUUUGGGAAAAAAUCCAGUGCCCUCUGGACCUUUGCAAUUGAAACGUCAACGUUUAGCCGGAAAAUUAUUUUAUCAGUGGGCAGAAGCUAUAGGCAAUCGGUUAGAGGAAAUGUUGGAAGAAGAUAAAAAACAUAUAGAUACAGUUGUAAACUUAGUAUCAGAUCCUGAUGGGCAAAGAGAAUUGUUGCAACAGGAUGAAGAGGAAGACUUUCUUGAUGAAGCGAGCAUUCGCCUUCCUGGAAAAACAAUUGGAGCAGAAUGUCCCAGAGCUUUAAGAAUGGUCGCUUGUGUCUUACUUUUUGAAAUCACCGCUUUUCUACGCGAAACGUAUCAAAAUUUGCCCAAGUCUUGUCGAUCUUCGUUAAAGGAAAGAGGCCCUUGGGACCGCGUAUACAGGUGGAUGGUCAAGCGAAGACGUUUGUUGUGUAAUAAUAAGGCUCUUAGCAGUCAACACACAUUAAUGCCAGUCGAGGAGGCAAAUCGUCGAUGGAGUAUGGCUUUAUCAAGCAUGGGACAUUCACAAGCAUCAGCACAAAGCUUGCAAUCGAUUGCGGGUGUAGAGACUGAACGAAAAAUAUCUUUUGUUUUACACGAACCUGAAAAUGUAUCCGGAGGCAGUAACGUUACCUUAGCAGAAGCAAUACCAGGAGCAGUGGAAGAUAAGAAAGGUCGACUCACGUCUCGCGGCAAGGGGGGCAUGCAUCGGCGUAACACGCAACAAACGCACUCGGCGUACGGAUCGUUCAAACGACGAUCUAUUAAGUUGAAACAAAAGGACUCGGAUGAAUUUAUAAAUAAACGAUCAGAUUCGAUACAAAGUCGAAGAAAGGUAUCAUCCUUAUCUGACAGAAGCGAUACUUCAGAAGUAUAUCCUGGUACAGGUGGUACUGUAAUAAUGCCCAAUGAAGUAGACAGUGGUGGGGAGGAAAGUCCGGGAGUAUUAUCUGACGAUCACGAUCAUCCCCCGGACAGCCCGGAUAGCAAUUCCACUGAUUUACCGGAUAAUAACAAAGGUUAUCCAUGGCUUAAGGUAAUGGUAAAAUUCUUAAACUCCUUCAACUAUGUGUGUUGCCACCAAAAUUUCUGCCAUCCGUAUUGUUAUCGCCGAAAUAUGCGGGCAACCGUCCGACUUGUGAAGUCUGUUCGAAAAAUAUAUGGAGAAAAGUUUGGCCCAGAAAUUACUACAACAACAUGUGAAGAAGGUUCUAGUGGAACCAGACGAGGCAGAACUCGACGAAAAACAUCAGAACAUGGUACAGACAGAAUCGACCGUUCAGUCCUAGAGAGUGUGGGCAUAGCAUACAGGGCGGCGGGAGUAGAGCACACAGUACCGAACACUGAAACACCACCAAUUAAUAAACCACCCACCAUUUCUUAUCCUCCAGCUGACCCACCCGCUCUAUUGAAAUAUUUAAAAACACAGGUACGUGACGCCUACCACACACCAUUAGCAAUGCUGGUAAAAGGAGCGACAAUAAUGAGUGAAGACAUCUUCGCUGAAAGUGCGCCAGUCGCUUGGCAGCUCUUAUUGGAAUCAGAUCGGGAAUUGAGUUCAUGUGCAGCUGCUUUAUUCAUAUUGGCAGCUGUAAAGUCUCCUAAUUCUGCGCAACAGAUAAUGCACCAAGAUCUGAAACAUCCUGAACCGUCUGUGAGAAUUAAUGCCAUACUGAGAUUCCAAGUGAUGUGGAAGCUCCGAUACCAAGUCUGGCCUCGAAUGGAAGAAGGGGCAUCAAUGACGUUCAAAGUUCCACCGCCGGGUAUCGAAUUUACUCUACCUUCGCCAAAAAUAGGUAUAGAAUCAUUGGCUGUAGUCGAUCCGCCUUGGAGUCCGCAAGUAAAAGAUAAAGAUAUGGAGAUGACGUUAAAUCAAGAAAGACAUCGAUCUUUAGUAACAGCGACAAAAACGCGUAAGAAACAGCAAACGGAGGCUAUAAAGAAAGCACUCCAGCAGCGAGAUGAUAAGAAGAAAGCGGAAAGAGAGAGCUUUCUUAUCACUACAAUACCUAUUACAAGACAAGCCGCUAGAGAACCCGCUUUGGACCAUGUUGCAGAUGACCAUGUUGAACCGCCAGCCGAUGAAGAAGCAGUGGAAGGUGUUCGUGGGUCUCAUCACACUCAAGUAGCUUCAGCCCUUUUCCCAUCAGUAUUAUGUUCAGCAGUGGCUGAAAUUAUAUCACUAUUGGAUGAUGCUGCUGUUUCUAGAGAUGGGUGUUCGGUUUAUGAAGUCGCUUAUCAGGUCAUAUGGGGUUGUUUGGUAGAAGACUCGGCUCUUUUCCUCCGUCACGUACUAGAGAGACUGACCCGCGAUCACCAAGACGAAAUGUUCAAACUACUGCGACAUCUCAUAAGAUUCAUCCCCCGUUUGCCGCAACAAGCAGCUUUCGCACUGUAUAACUAUAUUAUUGGAUAUGUCAUGUUCUAUGUGAGAACACCUCAUGAGGAUGGACAAAGGUUGAUUGGAGCUGCCUUAUCUAUAUUAUGGAUGGUCGUUCAUAGCGUACACGGUAUCAUGUUUAAGGAUUUAAAGCAAAUAUUACGAAAGGAGCAAUGCGAUGCUUCUAUACUUCUAACUGCAAAUGUUCCAGCAGCGAAGAAAAUUAUCGUCCAUGGUCCUUCUGACAAUGAAGGGAGCAUUCCUUCCCAGUUUCCUGUACAGGAAGACACUCAGUUUUGUCAGAUAUUAAGAGAAUCAUUGGAUUAUUUUGGUAUUGCGGAAAAAAUGCACGAUGAAUACUUCCUGGUCGACUUUAAAACACGUCAAAUCCACAAUCCGCAGAGCUAUGUCCGUGAUCACUACUUUUUCAAACGCUCCCAGUAUCCUCAAUUAGGGCUCGUACACAUGGAACCUGAAGAAGCAUUCAAUAAACUACAGCAACAGGAAUUGUUACAUAAAUUCGUAGAAAUUGGAAAAGUUUUGCUAACAUGGGCUAUCUUGAAAAACGUAGAUAUGGUUGUCCAAAGAGUAGUAUUCUUACACGACGAAUUGAUGAAGUUGCCAUCAUUCCCGCGGAAGGCUCUAGAAGCUGAUUUGGCUCUAUACAGUCGUGGGCAUUUAGGUCCUACCCUUUUAGGUCUAGAUGUGCUACAUAAAUUUAUGUGGGUUCGUCUUAUAGCUCGUAUGUUUGAAGCAAUGGCGGGUAAUUUCACGUCGUCAAGAGAUAUCCAUCUAUUCCUUAACGUACUAAAUGGAGCCUUAAUGCUUCAUAGCGAAGACUCGCUUAUACUGAGAUACGUUAUAGCUACGUAUGUUAAUGCAGCUUUUAAUUUCAAAAACAUUUUCUCAACUAAUGGAUAUCUUCUAAUUAUGCCAACCUUAUUACAAAUCUACUCAAACUUCCAAACAAAUAAGUUAGUUACUACCACAAUUGAAUAUGCUGUGAAACAGUUCUAUUUAUUGAAUAGAAAACCGUUUAUUUUACAAAUGUUCGGCUCUGUGUCCGCCAUUUUGGAUACUGAUGAAGAAGCAGCUUAUGGUGAUGCCAGUAAAGUUCAAUCCAGCUGUCUAUUUAACUUGUUACUAAGUCUGGAAACUCCAUCUCCCGAUCCCUUGCAUAUAGCAGAGCUAAUCAAAGAGGAGAAACCUCUAAAACCUAUUGACUUUUGUUAUCGAGAUGAAGAAGAAAUGGUCAAUGUGUUAGAUUGUAUCAGUCUAUGUGUAAUGGUCGUAUCGUAUUCUGCUGAAAGUAUGAGAGGAUAUCAAAUGCUCAUAAUAUUAGAAGCCAUUUUACCCUGUUACGUAAAACAAAUUCAACUUCCGACGUAUAACAGAGAAGGCAAAACAGAAAAGGAAAUUAUUCAACAAUUGGCCAUAGCAAUUAAGACACUUGUAAACAAUUGUGAAGGUUUAUCCAAAUCAUACAAUGGUCCAUAUAGAACGUCCCCAGAACAUAAAGGCUCUUCUCAACGUGGCUGUCCACGCAGUGCAGCGACUCCAUUCAUGACUCUAGACAUUCUAGAUGACGAGUCCCAUUCUAGAUACGUCAGCGAUCAUUCUAGAUUGCCACCCGUCACAGAUUAUACUGGGGCUGAAGAUAGUGAAUUGGUGCGUGCAGAAUACCGUCGUCCACGUGAUGUGCUAUUAUCUCUUGUGGGUGAAUUCAUUGGGCGUGCUACAACACGCCUGUUAGAAAUUAAUGGAUCUAAAGCUAGUGGCGGUAGUGAGGGCAAGCCUGUCGAGUUGUUAGAUUCUAAAUCACAUGCGCGUUUGGCAGAAAUAGCUCAUUCUCUUCUAAAAGUAUCACCCUACGAUCCCGAGUCAAUGGGAUGUCGUGGUCUCCAAAGGUAUAUGAUGCAAGUAUUGCCAGCUGCCGAUUGGGCUGAUGAUGCACUAAGACCAGCACUAAUUAUGAUACUGAGGAGACUUGAUAAGGUCUUCCUGAAGAUUGCCAAGAAACCCAGUAUACGGAGAAAUACUGACUGGGAUUCUGCGGCGGUUUUACUAAAAGGAGUUUAUGAAACAAUGAUUCGAUGUCCAUACAUCAUGCAUUGGCAACAAAUCAAAACUUUGCUCAAUACUGUUCAGGCAUUAAUAGUUUCCGAAAAUAAUUGUGGUGAAAAUCUAUCGUCAGCAACAGCCGCUUUGAUGUCGCAACCCCCACCUCCCCACUUCUGCAGUACUGUUGUUAGACUGAUUGCUUUGCAAGUUAUAAAUACUGGAGACAGUUAUUCACUAGAGCAAAUGUGCGGUGGAAGCGCAAUAUUCCAGUCAGCUGAGAAAACAGAAAACAUGUUGAUGAACUUAUUCAUGCCACUGUGUUUGCGUGUUGGGAGUGGCAGAAAAGACGUACCACCGCUCCGCCAAUCAGACGUCAGCUACAUAGUGUCCGUAGUGCUAAACGCACUCUGCCCCCCGGCACCGGCUGGACAAUUAGCCGCUGUUAACGCGAAAUUAAAUGCCGCUGAUGCAAGAGUCAACUCGCUUACGUUUACGGGAAGUAGAGACACGAGAAACACGACGAGGUUGUCCAAUCAGCUGUAUAGGAUCGCUUUUCUAGCGCUAAAAGUCCUCUGCGCGUGUUUCACAAGCGAGCUGUGCUGCGAGUGGGGUCGCAUCGCCCGCACGAUGCGCGACCUCGGGCGCCGCAACGAGGCCGCGCACCACCUGUGGGACUUCCUCGAGCACACCGUCACCUACCGCACGCCGCUCUAUGUGCUGCUGCAGCCGUUCAUACUGCAUAAGUUGUCCCAACCACCAAUCGGCGACCACGAGCGUCACAUGCAGUUUGUAGUCCGCGAGCGCGUGCGCGGGCUCAAACUGCCCGCGGCCAGAGCACGUGGGGCUUUACUUGCUGAAUUAGCAAGGGAGUUACGUACUAUGAGGGACACGCAUGACCAUUAUAAGUUCGAACAAAUAGCAGAAAGCAUAGGCCAAAGUGCAGGCAAACGAGCCUCUGAAGCAAUACCUCGGAACGUAGCAGAGAAGCAACAACAACACAGACCGUCACUAAUCUCCAUGUUGGUUGGCAGAGCGGGUUUACCGCGCACUCCUGAUCAUCCCACUGCACCACUUUCUGCUCAAAGGGAGUCUUUAUCAAGUAGCUCAACUACAAGUCAGCAUAUGCCACCAUAUGAGUCAAAUAACAACGGACGUAUGAGUGACAAUGGGAAUAACGUCAGCGUUGGAAGCACUCAAAUGGGGUCUGGAACAAAUGGAGAACAAAAACCAAGUGUCGUACCCGUGCAAUACACUAACGCGCAAAAGUUACGAUUUGGAUCAUCAGUCGAGUUCAAACUUAAUACAGGGUGUUCAUGUUAUUUUACAGGGGAAACAACGCAAUCUCCAUUAUCUCCACUAUCAAUGGGCGAUUCUUGUGGAGAAGAUGUACUGGACGAUGACAGACCAAGAUUGCAAAGGUCUCAUGGUCCUUCCAAAAAGACCUUCAAGUUUCGACGAAGCAGAAAUAGCAAGCCAGAACAGUGUUCGAUCCGGCUAGAAUCCGAUUCCUGUUCGUCCCCGGGAGCAGAUUGCACUCCACUACGUCGCGGCCUCUUACCUCCAGCUACAGACACGUCAUAUGAUAGCGAGAUUUCGCAAACAUCUUCUACUUCUGGAUAUAGAGAGAGCUACAGCCUCCAAGCGUCAAUGUCGGAGUCCCCCGGCGUAGCGCGGUCGGGCGCCGCGACGCCGCGCGCCAGCCCCGACGCAUCUUUAAGCUGCGACUCUGUGACUUCGUCAGCGGAACGCACAGCUCUCCUAGGUGCUACAAGUCAGCACACAUUAGUAUUGAGUGGGGAACUACGAGAUGAAGAUACCCUACUAUAAAUUCACUGUUUAAAAUAUCAAUCUUCUACUCAACAAUUCUACAUAUUUAGGAAGUUUUCAUUGAUCUAAAUAAUAAUCUAGUCAACAAUAAAAAUCUUUGAUCUUAGAAUUAUUCAAGUGAAUGUAGCAAUGAACUGUUUUUAUAGCAUAAUAAUAUUGUUUAAGUUAUUCAAAAUAUUAUAAACCUCAUUGUUAUAAUAUAGCAAUUUUUAUUUUGAUAUAUUUUUAUAUUAAUUUAUUUGUAUAGUAUAUUAUAUUAUUGUUGAGUACAUAUAGUUGUUAGAAUAGUAAAUGUGGAAAACUGAGUCUAUUAAUAACUAGUCAUUUUAUGUAUGAAAUAUGUAUUUGUUAUUUGAAUAUUAAAACAAUUUUGUAGAUUUCUUAA